CUGCUCCUCACCACCAGGAUGUGGCACUCUGUGGCUCUGCUCCUCUCUGGAUUCUCUGCUUUAAUCCACGUGUCCCUGCAGGGUCCCCACCAGAGGAACCUACUGAAGAACCUCCUGAAGGACUACAACCGCAUGGAGCGGCCGGUGGGCAACGACUCCCACCCUCUCACUGUCGUCUUCUCCCUCAGCAUGAUACAGAUCAUGGACGUGGAUGAGAAGAACCAGGUGCUCACCUCUAACAUGUGGCUCCGGAUGAGUUGGUUCGACCACUACCUCCAGUGGAACCAGAGUGAACAUCCAGGUGUUAAAAACCUGCGCUUCACGACAGACCAGGUGUGGACCCCAGACAUCCUGCUCUACAACAGUGCAGAUGACGACUUUGACUCCACCUUUAAGACAAAUGUUCUGGUGAACUCCAGCGGCUACGCGGAGUAUCUGCCUCCAGGAAUCUUUAUGAGCACAUGUAACGUGGACGUCCGCUGGUUCCCUUUUGACAUUCAGAAGUGUGAGCUGAAGUUCGGCUCUUGGACGUAUGACGGCUGGCUGCUGGAUCUCCAGAUGAAUGAUGCCGACAUCUCAGGCUACAUGCCCAAUGGAGAAUGGGACUUAAUCGGAGUUCCUGGCACCAAAAACGAGGUCUUCUAUGAUUGUUGUAAGGAGCCGUACCCGGAUGUGACGUUUGUUGUGACAAUACGGCGGCGGACGCUCUACUACGCCCUGAACCUGCUCAUCCCCUGCGUGCUGCUGUCUUCCAUGACGCUGCUCAUUUUUGUCCUGCCUGCUGACUCUGGGGAGAAGAUCUCACUGGGGAUCACCGUCUUGCUGUCUCUUACUGUCUUCAUGUUGCUGGUGGCAGAGAUCAUGCCAGCCACGUCUGACUCCGUCCCUCUUAUAGGUCAGUACUUUGCCAGUAUAAUGAUCAUCGUUGGGAUGUCAGUCAUCGCCACAGUGGUGGUUCUGCAGUAUCACCACCACGAUCCAAACGGAGGAAACAUGCCGAAAUGGGUGCAGCUCGUCUUGCUGCAGUGGGUAGCGUGGUUCCUGCGUAUGAAGCGGCCGGGAGAGAACGACGACCCCGAGCGGCCCCCGUGUGCCCCCCACUUGCGGCGCUGCUCCUCGGGCUCGCAGAGCGGGAGCAUCCCAAAUCCAACAGACCCCACCCUCCAUCCGCUGCACCCACAGAACCUGGCUCCUCUGCAAACGGGGCCCCUGCAUGCAGGACAUCCUCACCUCCACGCCCAGUCCAGCGCCAACAACAACGGGAACCUUCUUUACAUGGGUUUCCAGAGCAUGGAGGACCCUUCAAUGCUCUCAGAGCCUCUCCAGAGGAAUAACAUCUCCGUAGGGCCUCCACGGGUUGCAGGAAGCCCGCCUCCACACCUCCCGUCACAGUUCUGCAGCUCCCCGCCACCUCCUACCCCCAAUAUGGAUACUGUAGGCUGUCCCAGCACUGUCUCCAGUGGUGGGGGCUUUGGAGGUGGAACCGGAGGGCUCGGAGGGUGCUCCACUGCGGGGAUAGGAGACCCUCAGUUACAGGCCAUCUUGGAAGAGGUGCGUUACAUGGCGGACCGUUUCCGCGAGCAGGACGAGACGGAGAGCAUGGCCGACCAGUGGAAAUUUGCAGGCGCUGUAAUCGAUCGUCUGUGUUUGGUGGCGUUCAGCGUUUUCAACAUCAUAUGCACCAUCUCUAUUCUCAUGUCUGCUCCCAACUUUGUGGAAGCUAUUUCAAAGGAUUUUGUUUGAAAGCAAAGAAGGAAAAAAAAGAAGAGGAGGAGAAGCGUGAAGGAAGGGAUGAGGGGAAUUAAAUAUAGGAUGAAGGAUGGAGGCGGCCCGCAUCCAAGGAAACACAAUUUCCAGCGGACUGUAGGCUCUGUGAUUUGUGAUUGCAAGGAACUUGGAAAUAGAAAAAAACAAAUGGUUUUCUUUGCAAUACAUUCUGUUUUGUAACUGAAAUAUAAGAAGAAAACAGAUGAGGAAGGGACUACAGAGUGAACUCAAAAAUGAGAUUAGGACGAGCAGGGUGCUUUAUCAGAUCCUUGACAAGGUGAAAUGGAUUCUUGUGGUUAAUUCGAAGACUUUCCCCCCAAAAUUAGGGGAAGGAAAAAGACAGAAAGAAAAGAUUAUCAGUCCAAUGCAAGUAAGGAAGCUCUUAAAGCAGGGGAGAGAUUGAGAGAGUAAGAGGGGGAAAGGGACAGGCAGAUGGACAGAGAAAGAUAAAUAAGACAGACAUUUGGCUGUUUUAUUUUGUUGAGGAGGGAAGACAGUCCUUCACUCCCACAUUUUGAGGAUAGACUGCAUCAUUUAAAGUGAUGUGAGGAGGAGAGGGCGGGGAGAGGAGAAAAAGACUUUGACAGAGACAGAAAACAGAGCGGCCCUGAAGGAACGAGACUUCCUCUCUUGUGACAUUCGGCAGUCGGAGUAAGCAGUUUGAUGUUUGGAAAUGCAAAAGUGGACCGAAGAUCAGGAGGCAGAGAGGAACACAGGAGGAUCUCAUCUAUUAUUCAAUCAGAUCCGUCUAAUGACCGUCAAAUUGAAAGACCUUGGAUAAUCUUUAAGACUAAUAAGCUUUUAAAAGAUGAAGUCCCCUCUCUCGCUCGCAAACCACUUUAAAUUUCCCAGGGCCUUAUCUCUUUGAGACGAUAGCUAAUCUGCAACAAUCAGCAGAGAUCAAAAGCUCCUCUGCAGCGGCCACAGUGUGCAGUGCUUAUCACGACCGGGAAACUGAAUUAGCCGGUCAUCAACAACGCAAUGGCCAGUGGCUGCACCACAGCAGAGGCUCAAGCCAGUAAUAUCUCAUGAAGCAGUUACCUAACUGUAUCUGGCAGGUCCUAAUAGAUCAAUGAGAUAGACUCAUUGGAUUUCAUAUUUAGGUUUAAUUACUGAAACGACAGGUCAGGUCUUUAAAAGAACACGAGUGGCACAAGAAAGAGAUAAGAUAAUUCAAAAAUCCCCAAAUUUAUACGGAGAAGCAACAUCCCAUCACAUUUCUGUCAGAUCCCUUCAGGGGUUUAUAGCUUCACAAGUGAUCUCACAUCUAUCUAAAGUGAAAGAUGAGACUUUAAUGGAGCUGUAUUUUCAUUAAAUUGAUUGCAGUUGAUGAAGUCUUGAUUUAAAAGGUUUAAAUUCAAAGUACGACCUUCAGCCAGCAGGCAUCUGUGGAAAAUGGUUACCAAUAAACAAAAUAUGUCUUUAAUUAAUUUGGGUUUGAAGGGUAUUUGACUCUCAUGUGUCUCUGCUCGAGGUUUGAAUAUGUGCUGAAUGCAAGGUUACCCUGGCUUAGCCCGACUCAUGGACGUCUAUGGGAUCAAGAAGUACAAAUCUUAUUACGCAAUUUCUAAUUAAUAGAGAGAUCAGACUAUGUGAAACUUCCACUCUGCUUUUUUUUUUUUUUUACUGUAUUGCUGUGUCCAAAAUCAUUCCUCUUUUACUAUAUAAAGUUUCUAAUACCCAACACACAGUGAAAUGUCUGCGUCAUGUAACAGUUCUGCAAACAGUCACACUACUACAAAGUACGGUGGCCCUGAGAGCUCACAGCACUGCAACU
This is a messenger RNA of Centropristis striata (black sea bass), 3544 nucleotides long. RefSeq names its product cholinergic receptor, nicotinic, alpha 11 (gene chrna11). Bases 19 to 1743 code for a protein of 574 amino acids. Lineage: Eukaryota; Metazoa; Chordata; Actinopteri; Perciformes; Serranidae. The transcript is spliced from 10 exons. Gene Ontology annotation, biological process: chemical synaptic transmission; monoatomic ion transmembrane transport; nervous system process. Gene Ontology annotation, cellular component: neuron projection; postsynaptic membrane; synapse. Gene Ontology annotation, molecular function: transmembrane signaling receptor activity; acetylcholine-gated monoatomic cation-selective channel activity. The record is from RefSeq and is a predicted model, not a curated record.